AUUAACAUUUAUACUAAUAUUUUAAGCUUCUCGUGCAUAAUAACGUGGGAGUUUAAUAUAUAUGAAUAUAACUUAUGCAGGUCCGGACCGGUCCCAGAGCAUCAUGUCACUUAUGAUCCCAUCCACUUAUCUUAUAGAUUAUAAAAUAGAAGGCUUGCAUAGAAGAAGCAUAACAUGUACUACAAUCUACAAACUUGAAUAAAAAAAAAAUUUCAAGGAGCUUUGAAGAUCCAUGGCGAUGUCUCAUGUCCAGCCCAUGCUUCUCAUCCUCGCAUCACUCUUCUUCUUACCAACUUUGCUUAACGCCAUCGAUUUCGAAUACUGCGCCAAAAAUGGAAACGAUUACGGUACCGUCACUCGCAUUGAGGUCUCUCCGUCUGUUGGGUCUCACGGAAACCCAACCAUCAAUAUAAAUUUAUUCGGUUCCGCAAGCAAAAACAUCUCCCCUGGAACCCUUGUGUACGUAGCCUUUAGAUCUGGGGAUUUUACUGGCCUUUUAAAAACUUACAAUCUUUGUGAUGUGAGUACAUGUAACACUGAAUCUGAGAUUGAAGCUGGCACCAACUUUGAGUUAACUCUUUCCGACGUUCUUUAUGUUGGUUUUGAUGAGGAAAUCAAGUAUUCGGUAUCUUUGCGCCAAAAGACCUUAGAGGAGGAGGAUCCAAUAAUAAAAAUGUGUGUCGACUUCAAAGUACCUGCCCCAGCUCUUGCAUUGGUCUCUAUGUAUUCAAGUUGGCAGAUGAAAAAAUGGUUCCAAGUCUUUGAUUAUAUGAGUCUCUCUAGCAACUUGCAUUUCCUUUUCCCUUUAUAUGUGAUGUGUUGCCCAACAAAUAAAUUAAAAUCUUGGCUUGGUUAGUAUGAAUCAGCAUGUCUUUUCUUUGAUUUACUAUUAAUCAAAAAUAAAGUUUAACC
This is a messenger RNA of Arabidopsis lyrata subsp. lyrata, 912 nucleotides long. RefSeq lists its product as uncharacterized. Gene Ontology annotation, molecular function: sterol binding. Gene Ontology annotation, biological process: sterol transport. The record is from RefSeq and is a predicted model, not a curated record. Bases 233 to 856 code for a protein of 207 amino acids. NCBI's taxonomy places the organism in Eukaryota, Viridiplantae, Streptophyta, Magnoliopsida, Brassicales, Brassicaceae. The transcript is spliced from 4 exons.